AUGAACAAGACAUCGCAAUUUCACGAUCGGAUCCGUCCUUGGGAUCCCGGGGCCUGUACGGUAGUCAAUUACACCGUGGCACUGACUCUUCCUCUUCUUGUUCACAACGAAAAGAACGACAUCUGCGGUGCUCAGAUAUUCCUGAACAUGAACAUGCUUCCAGUCUUACACAGAAUGCGAUGUAUGGAAUGUUAUAUGAGGUCUUCCCAACACCUCACCGUGGUACAGUCUAUCUUUGUGUCUGCUGCGCCAUUUAUUGUCGCGGUCAUCUUGAUGAUAUUGUUUCAUAUACAUCGAAGUGGCUUUAUGAGCCUCAUGCACACGACAGUAUUAAAGUCUGAGACAGUUGCAGAUCAAACCCUUUGCAACGAAACACAACGAAAGCACAAUGGAAGGAAAUAAAACGACAAAAAUAAAAGAAAGCGCUGAUAUCGUAGCGAGCACGCACAAGUCCCUGAAACCACUUGCUUAAACCUAAGUUCACCAGGGGUUGUAGCUCUGUGAGUGAUUCAUG
Messenger RNA from Suillus discolor, 514 nucleotides. RefSeq lists its product as uncharacterized. The record is from RefSeq and is a predicted model, not a curated record. The transcript has 7 exons. Lineage: Eukaryota; Fungi; Basidiomycota; Agaricomycetes; Boletales; Suillaceae. The coding region runs from base 1 to 402 and encodes 133 amino acids.